AUGGGCCUUCUAAACCGUCUCCGCGUGCCGCAGGCCUCUGGAACAUCCGAAGUCCACGGUCGCGAUGCCCUCCUUUCAAACGACGACCUACGGCCUCUGAAACUCGCCGACCGCACCUGGACUCAAUGGACCUACUUUACUUUCUGGUUCUCUGCUACCGCCACCGUUUCGAACUGGUACGCCUCUUCGACUGCGCAGGCUCUGGGCCUUUCUAUGUGGGAGUCUCUCGCUUGCGCCUUCGGAGGCCAAUGUCUCAUCGCCCUCAUCAUCACUCUUAAUGGCCGACCCGGAAGUUGUUACCACGUUGGUUACCCUGUCAUAUGCAGAUCUGCUUUCGGCGUUUAUGGUGCAUGGUGGCCGACUUUCAAUCGCGCCGUCAUGGCUAUCGUUUGGAACGGAGUAAAUGCGGUGCAGGGCGGUCAGUGUAUCUACGUUAUGCUGCAUGCCAUCAUCCCGGGCAUCGCGGACAUUCCGAACACAAUGGGUGAGGGCUCGGCGCUCACCUCAGCGGGAAUGAUUGGCUUUGUCAUUUUCUGGCUUGCUACCUGCGCCUUCCUCGUUAUCCCCGUCCCCAAGAUGCGUGGACUCGUCUACGCCAAGCUUUGCGUCUUCAUUGUUUCGGCUGUGGCCAUGCUCGUUUGGACGGCAACGAAAGCUGGCGGUCUCGGGCCUGUCGUGCGUCAAGGUGGUACGGCGACGGGCUCAAAGAGGGCGUGGCUCAUUGUCCAGUUUUUCAUGCUUGGCGCGGCGAACUGCGCGACCUUUGCCAGCAACGCCGCAGAUUUCCAGCGGUACGCGAAGAAGAAGAACGAUGUCAUCGUCGGAAACCUGUUUUGCUUUCCUGUUGCCAACUUCAUCGUCGCGGCGGUGGGCAAUUUGGUUUGCGCCUCCAGCGAAUUGAUUUUUGGGGAGCUCAUCUGGAACCCUGUCACGUUACUGGACACUCUUCAGACGACGGAGUAUACCGCGGCAAACCGGGCCGGAUGUUUCAUCAUUGCUGGCUGCUUUGCCUAUUGCUGCAUCUUCAGUUCCAUCUUUGAGAACUCUUUGCCUGCGGGUAACGAUAUUGCGGCUCUGUUUCCCAAAUAUCUUACUGUCAGAAGGGGUUUCUUCGUCUGUGCAGUCAUCUCCUUUGCGAUCAACCCCUGGUUCCUAUUGGGCUCCGCUUCCAUCUUCGUAUCCUUCCUCUCGUCUUACCAGAUCUUUCUCUCUGCCAUCACUGGAGUCUUGCUCGUCAACUAUUACAUCAUCGGCCGCGGCCGCAUCCACAUCCCGGACUGCUUCAGUUCGGCAAAGUCAGGGGCAUACCAUUACUCCCACGGAUGGAACAUCCGCGCCUAUGUCGCCUACAUUAUUGGCAUAAUCCCUAAUUUCUAUGGCUUCCUCAACAAUAUGGGAGUCUCGGCCCCUGUAGGCGUUACCAGGUUCUACUUCUUCGCCUACUGGGUCGGUCUGGCUCUGUCUGGCUUGUCGUUUUGGCUCAUGUGCAAAAUCUGGCCGCCGCCAAUCAUGGAGGCCAAGUGGGUUGAACCAAAGGAUUAUGUAAGGCCUGAGGAGUUGGAAGGUGAUGGCCAAGUGAUUGAGGCUAUUGACAUACCGCGGGAGGGCUCAUUAGCAGAUCACGAAAAGGGGGUUAGCGAGAAAACAGUGAGGGUGUAA
Molecule: messenger RNA, 1659 nt
Organism: Colletotrichum spaethianum
Lineage: Eukaryota; Fungi; Ascomycota; Sordariomycetes; Glomerellales; Glomerellaceae
Product: uridine-cytidine kinase-like 1
Exons: 2
Coding region: 1-1659 (552 amino acids)
Biological process (GO): transmembrane transport; nucleobase transport
Cellular component (GO): plasma membrane
Molecular function (GO): nucleobase transmembrane transporter activity
Source: RefSeq, a predicted model, not a curated record